AUUUAAAUCGGACAGUCAGGCCGUAAUAGGUCUAUAUUAUAAGGUGUUAAAGUUUCCAUCGAAAAUGUGGCUUUUGGGUGUUCUCAUAUGCACAAUCCUCAUGCAUUGCGAGGCCAGGAGUGUGAUAGAUGGGACUGGUAUUAACGACCCCAAGGAUAAACCGACCAGCAACUCAACUGCUGACUACCUGAGGGUCUACGCUGAUAUUAUGAAAUCCUAUAUGAAUCCAAGUGUGGCGCCCUGUGAAGACUUCUACGAGUACGCCUGCGGUAACUACCCAAAGGUAAAGCCGGAUAGGCACUCCUGGCACCGGCGGAACAGCUUUGCCGACAUGGUCUACACACUGAGCGACGUUGCGGAGCAAUUGUUGGCCAGGAUGGACCUGGCGGAGGCUCUGAAUGUGUCUAGCGAACUGACGGUGGCCCAAAGAUUCUACAAUGCCUGUUUGGGAGCGGAACUCCAUCCCUUCAAUGCAGCUGAUCCCGCUUACUUGGAUCUUAUUAGGUCGAUCGGAGGCUUUCCCGCCAUCGACGGAGCCUCCUGGAAUGCCUCCGCCUUCAGUUGGUUCAACAUGAGCGCCCACCUGACCAACUACGGAGCCAGUGGACUUAUACGGGAAGCCAUCCUGCCAGUGUAUCCCUUUGUGCCCUACACCAAACUGCCCCAACUGGGAUUCGAUCACAUCGUUCUCGAGGAUAAUAUAGCCAGUAAUGCCACCCGUGCCUUCCAGUUAAAUGAGAAGCGGAUGCGUGGUUACCUGAGGGAUUUUAAGUUACCAGAAGAUAAAAUCGAUGAGGUGGUCGCCGGCCAGUGCGAAGUCUUCUUCCCCUUUGAGUUUAAUACAGAGUUCUCCCAGUGGACGCACUAUUAUGAUAUUGCGUGGCACGGACUCCAUGCUUCCCAUAAAAAGUUUUGCGACUUUUACUACGUAGAGUUGGAGAAGGUGUGUGAAAGACAUCCCGAGGCGGUGGCCAACUAUCUGGCUAUGAAGCUGCUCCACAAGUUUGAUCCCAAAAUAAAGGCGACCAAGUACCAAAGGGGUUAUUGUGCUGUUCAGAUGCAGACCUCCAUGUCGUUUCUGUUCAACAAACUCUAUAUGGCGAACAACUUUAGUGAGGAAAAAAAGUCGGAGGUAUCGGAUAUUGUGCUGGAAUUACGAAAGAUCCUUCGAAAGUCUCUGGAGGAAGCCGACUGGCUCGACUCGGAAACUCGCCAGGAGGCUCUGCUCAAAGAGUCGGCCAUUCAGUCUCGCAUCGGUGCCUUUAAGGAUGACACCCUAUCAGAUCGUCUGAUCCGUGAAAUCGGAAGCCUAAAAGUCGUCAAGCAUAGCUACGCCUCUACCAACAUCAAUCUCCAGCGCCUUGACACCGAAAUCAAGCGCUAUAGCAGUCGACACUUUAAGGAACUGGCCAACGAUACCAAGCCGCAGACGAUGCUGCUGGGGAUGCAGGUAUCGGCGGCCUACUACAUACUGGACAACUCCAUCAACGUGAUGGCCGGACUCCUGGAGCCACCCAUCUACCACCGCUCCUGGCCACUCGCCCUGAAAUUCGGCACCUUGGGCUUCACUGUGGGCCACGAACUGACGCAUGGAUUCGAUACAUCCAGCUCCCAUUUUGACGGCAGUGGCAACCUGCGCUCCUGGUGGUCGGAGAAAUCUCGAGAGGACUUCGAGCAACGCGCCGAGUGCUACAUGGAUCACUACAACGGGUACAUGAUACCGGAGAUAAGCCGCCAUAUCAACGGCAAGACUACGUUGGACGAGAACAUCGCCGAUAAUGGAGGUUUAAGACAGGCUCUGGCGGCCUACCGCAGCCUCAAGAGGCGACUGCUGGAGGAUCCUGGGCAGGAGGGGAUCAGCGAGCAGAUGCCAGGUCUUGACCUCACGCCGGAACAGCUCUUCUUCCUGGGCUUUGCUCAGGUAUUCUGCUCCGAGUACCAGGAGGAGCACUACUGGAAAGACCUGACCAAUAAGCACACCAUCGACAAGUACCGGAUCCUGGGUGUCCUCUCCAACAGUGAUGACUUUUUCCGGACCUACAACUGCUCCGUGGGAAGUGGCAUGCGUCCUGCUGUGGAGACUUGCCGCCUUUGGUAAUAUAUUUAAAAGUCAGAACUGGAACGAGUCUUUGCUUAUAUUAUUUAUAAUAUAGAGCUUAGGAAAAAAUGUAGCUUUUAA
Molecule: messenger RNA, 2179 nt
Organism: Drosophila biarmipes
Lineage: Eukaryota; Metazoa; Arthropoda; Insecta; Diptera; Drosophilidae
Product: neprilysin-2
Biological process (GO): protein processing
Cellular component (GO): plasma membrane
Molecular function (GO): metalloendopeptidase activity
Source: RefSeq, a predicted model, not a curated record